AUGGCGUCGUGGAAUGCGCCCAGCACGCCUGGGCUCCUUGCCGAGUAUCUCAAGUCGCCCGAUGAUAUCAGCAAGAUUGCAGCAUUGCGUCGCAAACUAUCGCGCGAGCAUGCGUCGUUGAGCGCGAAGCUCAAAAGUGGAGCUAAAGACCAACUGGAAGCUACCCGCGACGGCCUCUUGCAGCUGCAGUCGACUCGCCGCGAAGUAGCAGGGAUCCACGAGGCGUUUUCCCAGGUUGAAUCCAUGUUUAAGGAACCUACACAGGCGGAUUUAAGCACUGGCACAAAGGAGACGCGCGGCGCCAAGAGUUUUCGUAUCAUUAGCGAACUCUCGCAGCUGCGCCGCGCAUUGGGCGAGACGUCCUGCAUGCUCGCCAAAUUCGAGACGAUGCAGUACGAAAUACACGCGCUUUCCCAGCUGGUGACGCAGUAUCAAUCGGAUUUGUUGGGCAGCGCACCGCACCUUCUUCUCUUGCAUCACAAUGUAGCGAAAUGGGAGCAGUUCCGCAACGAGACACUGCACGUCGCCGCAUCCAGCAAUGCCGCGACGCAAGAACAACUAGUAGCUCUGCUUGCGCCAUUGGAUGACCUGCUGGGCGCUUUUGAGACCUAUCUUAUGCUGCUCUCUGCGCACGUACUCGAUUUGGUGCGGCAUGGCCAGCAAAGCGUCGUGGUCUGUCUGCUCAAGAUAUUUGAGCGCGAGAGCAGAGAGGAUGAAAAGACGGCCGCGAUCAAGCUUGCGAAGCGCGCCAACAUUGAAGGUGCUUCCCGGUUUCCCAGUAUUGCCGCGUACGCUCACACCAUCAAACUGUACCGCCUCAAAUUCCAAGAGACGAUUUAUAUCACCACGCAGCGUGCACUGCAGCAAUGCUGGGAUUGCGCACAAGAGCCUAGUCCACUGCGUAUGUACGAAGAGGUGGACUGGUUUUACAAAGACUUGGACCUUGUGCGCGACGCAGUGGUGCCAUUGUUUCCGUCUGACUACCAUGUGUAUAAAAUUUACGUGGAAACAUACCACCGUGCGCUGAGCGAUCUCCUGCGCGAAAAGGUAUCGCUCAGCGACUCUGGUGCAAACAUGCUGCUGGAGCUGUACCACGUCGCACAGGAGCACCAGAACCGGCUGAUGGACACGUCGAAAGGCAUUCAAGAAUCCUGGAUCGAGCCGUCGCUGCUUGGCGGGCGCGAAAAAACCAUCAUGGACGACUACCUCGCACUCCUCAAGCGUAAAGUCGACGAAUGGAGCGCGACGCUCAUGCACGACGAGGUUACUGCUUUUGUGUCGCGCGAGAAACCGCCGGAAGAGGGUCAAGGCGGACUGUACAUCAUGUCUGGCUGUGUGAUUUUGUUCCGCAUGGUGAACCAACAAAUCGACACGGCUGCAAAUGCCGGUGAUCCCACUCUACUGGUGCGUGCCAUCGAUCAUGCGUGCACAGUCAUGCACAACAUUCAAACUCGCUGGAUCCAGAUUGUCCAGCAAGAGUUUAAAAAACAGACCGAGGCAAAGCGGCCCGAAGAGGUCAAUGGCGGCUUAGUCGAGUAUAUGAUUGCACUGGCCAACGACCAGCUGUCCAGUGCCGACCAGACCGAAGCUUUGCUGCAUCGCGUAGAGUCUAUUGUUGCGCCGCAACAUAUGGCGCAUGUCCGCGAAUACUUGGACAAUACACUGAACGGAUUCCUGGACAUUAGCAAGCACUGUAUUCAGCUGCUUGUAGAGAUUGUCCUGUUUGAUCUGCGCCCUGCAUUCCGCGACUUGUUCACCUUCCCUGCUUGGUAUGUCGAGGGAACGACAACCUCGAUUGCGGAAACGAUUCGCGACUAUACAAGUGACUAUGCAGCACGGCUGGAGCCCAACCUUUUUGACGUCCUUUCCGACGAUUUGGUUACGCGUUUGCUUACGGCGUACCUCAUUGCAUUGCGCCAAUCUGCACGCCUUCGUAUGCCCAAUGCAGCCGAGCGUUUCCUCCAAGACGCCAACGAGUUGCACCUCCUUAUUUCAUCCAUUCGGCCCGCAGAUGAGGCACACAAUCGCGUAGAAGUGCUCCACUUGAUCCAUGCCAUUUUGAGCUCGUCGCCGAGUAUGGUCUUUUUGCCGUACUGGUCUUUUGCAAAGGUGCACGGACCCAAUCUCGCAUUUUUCGAAGCACUUCUGCGUGCGCGAGACGAUAUGGAACGGCCAGACGUGACGUCAAUCAUGGACAGUGCCAGGCGAAAAGUGAAGCAGGAGGGUAUGACCGACGUGCCCGAGAGCGGCCCAACAAUUAUGAGUGCAGUCGCCCAGACACAGCGCCAUGGACUACUCGGCGCAGGCCUCUUGGCCAACUGGACGAGCGGCGCACAAGGCGAAGGGAUCGCUUGGGGGGCUCUGGCACAGAGUGCGCAAAGCUACCUCGGCGCUGCAGGGUGGCGCGGAGCAACAAGCUAG
This is a messenger RNA of Malassezia vespertilionis, 2421 nucleotides long. It is a transcript of the gene SEC6, whose product is annotated as SNARE-binding exocyst subunit S6. NCBI's taxonomy places the organism in Eukaryota, Fungi, Basidiomycota, Malasseziomycetes, Malasseziales, Malasseziaceae. Gene Ontology annotation, biological process: exocytosis; exocyst localization. The transcript has a single exon. Gene Ontology annotation, cellular component: exocyst. Bases 1 to 2421 code for a protein of 806 amino acids. Gene Ontology annotation, molecular function: SNARE binding. The record is from RefSeq and is a predicted model, not a curated record.